AAGAAGACAAUGAAAAUUUUGAUCCUUCUCAUGAACUAACUCAAAUGCUAAGAGAAGAAAAACCAAAGCUGUAGCCAAAUCAAGAGACUAAGACUAUUAAUUUGGGUACUGAAGAUGACAGAAAGGAGAUAAAAAUCAAUACCCACCUAUCCACAAAGGAGAGAAAAAGGUUGAUAGAACUCUUAUCUGAAUUUCAAGAUGUUUUUGCUUGGUCCUAUAAGGACAUGCCAAGACUUGAUCCUGAUAUUGUUGUUCACGCCAUCCCACUCUAUUCUGAGGCCAAGCCAAUCAAGCAAAAGCUAAGAAGGAUGAAGCCAGAGAUUCUAUUGAAGGUCAAAGAAGAAGUGCAAAAGCUGCUAGAUGUCAAUUUCAUUGAAGUAGCUAUGUAUCCGGGAUGGGUGGCCAAUAUUGUUCCUGUAAUGAAAAAGGAUGGCUGAGUUAGAGUUUGUGUGGAUUAUAGAGACUUGAACAAAGCAAGCCCUAAGGAUGAUUUCCCAUUACCUCACAUCUAAAUUUUGCUAGAUAAUGCUGCUAAAAAUACUAGGUUUUCUUUUGUUGAUGGCUACUCUAGUUAUUAAAGUUAAGGGAUUAAAAAAGUGUAAAAAAUAAUUUAAGGACCAAAAAAGUACAAAAAAUAAUUUAUGAACCAAAAAAGUACAAUUCAAUAAAGUUGAGGGAUAAAAAAGUGAAAUUUAAUGAAGUUGAGGGACAAAAAAGUGAAACUCAAUGAAGUUGAGGGACCAAAAUUAGCAUUUAACCAAUUUUUUUCAAGUGGCGGGUGUGAAAUGUGACGGAACAUUAACGGAAUAAUAGGAGAUUUGACGA
Molecule: messenger RNA, 825 nt
Organism: Rubroshorea leprosula
Lineage: Eukaryota; Viridiplantae; Streptophyta; Magnoliopsida; Malvales; Dipterocarpaceae
Source: the annotation of a GenBank genome assembly